AUGAAGACGCUCAUCGCCGCCUACGCGGGGGUCCUGCGAGGGACCGGUUCCAGCAUCUUAUCAGCCCUUCAGGAUCUCUCUUGGCUGUCGAAGUCCAAAGUGGAGAAGCAGCUGCAGAUCAUUUCAGUGCUACAAUGGGUGAUCUCGUUCCUUACGAUGGGAGUUAUUUGCACUAUUAUCCUCAUAUAUAUGCUCUGCACAGACUGUUGGAUUAUAACAGUUCUAUACUUAGUGUGGUAUGCCUUCGACUGGAACACUCCUAGGAAGGCUGGAAGAAGAUCACAGUGGAUCCGGAACUGGGCCAUAUGGAGAUAUUUCCGGGAUUACUUUCCAAUUCGAAUGAUCAAAACUCACAACCUGGCCCCCAACAGGAAUUACAUCCUUGGCUACCACCCACAUGGCAUCAUGUCCCUGGGUGCCUUCUGCAACUUUAGCACGGAGGCCACAGGAGUCAGCCAGAUCUUCCCCGGGAUACGUCCGUACGUCACUACACUCACGGGAAACUUCAGGUGGCCCAUUCUGAGGGACUACCUGAUGACUGGAGUUGGUGAGCCCAUCACAGUCCCGAAAACCGACAAUCCGAGCCAGAAGGAAAUAGACUUUUAUCACAACCUGUAUGUACAGUCUCUGGUGACGCUCUUUGACAAGUACAAGGCGAAAUUUGGCCUGACGGAGUUGGAGACGUUGGAGAUCAACUGA
Protobothrops mucrosquamatus (brown spotted pit viper) is the source of this 699-nucleotide messenger RNA. RefSeq names its product diacylglycerol O-acyltransferase 2-like. Gene Ontology annotation, molecular function: diacylglycerol O-acyltransferase activity. The record is from RefSeq and is a predicted model, not a curated record. Lineage: Eukaryota; Metazoa; Chordata; Lepidosauria; Squamata; Viperidae. Bases 1 to 699 code for a protein of 232 amino acids. Gene Ontology annotation, biological process: triglyceride biosynthetic process. The transcript has 6 exons. Gene Ontology annotation, cellular component: endoplasmic reticulum membrane.